This is a messenger RNA of Vespa crabro (European hornet), 5945 nucleotides long. It is a transcript of the gene ClC-a, whose product is annotated as chloride channel protein 2. Lineage: Eukaryota; Metazoa; Arthropoda; Insecta; Hymenoptera; Vespidae. Gene Ontology annotation, molecular function: voltage-gated chloride channel activity. The coding region runs from base 860 to 3880 and encodes 1006 amino acids. Gene Ontology annotation, cellular component: membrane. Gene Ontology annotation, biological process: transmembrane transport; chloride transport. The transcript has 16 exons. The record is from RefSeq and is a predicted model, not a curated record.
CACAAAUUUCUUAUCUUAUUUUUUUCUUUUCCGAGUCAACAACUUUUCUUUAAUACAUUCGUAUAAUUGAUAUUUUGAAAAUAUAUUUGUUAGUUGAUAAAAAAUGUACUCUGUCUCUCUUUCUCUCUCUCUCUCUCUCUCUCUCUCUCUGUCUUCUUUUGGAAAAAAUAAACGUUAUCGUCACCGAGAAUGAAUUAUUUGAAUGAAUCUAUUGAUUAAUUUAUUAACGUCAUUGCUUUCGAAAAGUUCAGAUCGUCUGGAAAGUUCUCUCUUUCGGUUUGUUUACCGGUAAAACCAAUCGACUCCGUUAUCGGAUAGAUUCAAUCGUGAACGUUAAUAUUUUUUAUUCUUUAGAUACGUUAAAGCGCGGUAGAAAAAAAGGAUUGUCGAAGGGUAAAAUAGAAAUAAUAGAGGUAAUAGAAAUUUGAAAGAAAAAAGGAAAGAAAACUUGGAAGUGAUUAUCGUGAAGAGUUCAUCAUCGAUGAGAUUUCAAAAGAUAAAAGAAAGAAAAAGAGAGAAAUAGACCCGUUUCAGACAAUCAUUAAUAGCAUAGCCGUGUGUUUAAGUGAAGUGACGACCUAACCCAACCUAAUCUCCAUCUAUUCCUCUCUCUCUCUCUCUCUCUCUCUCUCUUUCUCUCUCUCUCUCUCUUUUUCUAAUUUCUUCGUCACCGUUUACCUGAAUUUUUUGAAUACCGCGCGUUUCUUCAGCGGGGUAACAAUUCAAGAUGGCGUCCUCGGAAAUAAGAGAAAACGACGAAUAUGGACUUGGAUAUCAGAACACUUUGAUUAUAAUGCGCUAAAGCCGUUACCUAAGUUUCGAUUGAAACGAAAUCGAAAUCGUAAUAUACUGGUUAACAAUGGCGAAUCAAACAACGAAGAAGGAACUCUUGGAGGAGAGCCUGCAUCAUCAUCAUCCGGAGGGCAAUGAGGAAGAGGUUGACAAAGAGUGGGAGGAAUUUACGAGACUGAUGGCCAAGUUGAAGGAAAAUCGGCGAAAUAGGCCGCAUAGACCUUCACAAGCCUUCUACCCGUGUCCUCUACCAAGUCCUGAAGAGGAGCAACAGGAUUUCGAUCCCUUCGACUAUAUAAACACGAUUAUGUAUGGUCGCUAUACGAAGGACCUUGGUGAAUACGCAAAAGAAGAGGCAAGAAGACUCAAGUAUCAUGAUAAGGCAAGAAAGAAGUACGACAAGACGAGGGCCGAGGAUCUUCGAAAAUCUCGAAGAGGUCCAUUGUGUAGAAAACUCUUGGCCUUGCUUGCCUUCGCUUGGAAACACACAGGAGCUAGAUUGGGCGAAGAUUGGGUAUUCCUAGCGCUUUUGGGUGUUAUCAUGGCACUCAUAAGUUAUGCCAUGGAUCGUGGGAUUUCAAUGUGCAACAACGCUAGAAUAUGGCUCUAUCAAGAUCUGACGUCUCAUCCGGCGCUUCAGUAUCUCGCUUGGGUGUCAUUGCCCGUUUGUCUGAUUUUAUUCAGUGCUGGUUUUGUACAUAUCGUGGCACCACAGAGUAUAGGUUCUGGUAUACCAGAAAUGAAGACGAUUUUAAGAGGUGUAGCUUUGAAGGAGUAUUUAACUUUCCGGACUUUAAUAGCAAAGGUGAUCGGUUUAACAGCCACUUUGGGCUCAGGCUUGCCACUUGGUAAGGAAGGUCCAUUUGUCCAUAUCGCCAGCAUCGUUGCGACUCUCCUAUCAAAAUUAGUCACCAGUUUUCAAGGCAUUUAUGAAAAUGAAAGUAGAAAUUGUGAAAUGUUGGCUGCAGCCUGUGCGGUUGGUGUCGCAUCAUGUUUUGCGGCACCCAUCGGUGGUGUCCUCUUCAGCAUCGAAGUCACCACAGUUUACUUCGCAGUACGGAAUUAUUGGCGUGGUUUCUUCGCUGCCGUUUGUGGUGCCACGAUGUUUCGACUCCUAGCUAUAUGGUUUCAAAGAGAAGAAACUAUCACGGCCAUGUUCGUCACUAAUUUUACCAUGGACUUCCCGUUCGAUCCUUAUGAACUUUUUGUGUUCGCUCUUAUUGGUGUUGGAAGCGGUUUGAGUGGUGCAUUCUAUGUAUGGUUGCAUCGUCAAUAUGUUAUAUUUAUGAGAAAAAAUAAGAGUAUGAACAGUUUCCUUCAGAAAAAUCGCUUUUUAUAUCCUGGUAUCGUAUCCCUUCUGGUAUCAUCAGUAUCGUUCCCAUUGGGAUUAGGUCAGUUCAUGGCAGGUGAUUUGAAUACUCACGAUCAAGUAUUUGGGCUUUUCACAAAUUUCACGUGGACGAAGGAUAACUUGGGCGUCGAAGAAAACAACAUAGUCAAGCAUUGGUCGACCCCAUACACUGACGUCUUCAUUGGUCUCCUGAGCUACGUUCUCUUCACUUUCAUCUUUUCCAUCAUAAGUUCGACAGUGCCUGUACCGUCUGGCAUUUUCAUCCCGGUUUUCAAAAUCGGUGCAGCACUUGGAAGAACCGUUGGCGAGGCUAUGGCCCUUUGGUUUCCACAUGGUGUUCGAUAUGGUGGAAUUAUCACUCCCAUUAUACCAGGUGGUUAUGCUACUGUAGGAGCAGCUGCUUUUUCUGGUGCCGUAACACAUACCAUAUCCGUAAGCGUUAUCAUUUUCGAAAUGACAGGACAAAUCACUCAUAUAGUACCAAUAAUGAUAGCAGUUUUAAUCAGUAAUGCGAUCGCCGCACUUUUACAACCAAGCAUAUACGAUAGCAUUAUACUUAUCAAAAAGUUACCUUAUCUACCGGAUCUUCUGCCGUCGAGUUCAGGUAUGUAUAAUGUUUACGUCGAAGACUUCAUGGUUCGUGACGUGAAAUACAUUUGGCACGGCAUCACUUAUCAAAGACUCAAAGAGAUACUUAAGGAGAAUCGUAAACUUCGUGGCUUUCCACUGGUAGAUAAUCCAGAAUCAAUGAUACUAUUGGGUUCAAUUCAAAGGCUUGAAUUGAUCAAAUUAAUAGAAAAACAUAUUGGACGUGAAAGGAGAUUACAAGUCGCACAAAAAUGGCACAAAGAAGCAGAGGAAAGAGCAAGAGAAGAGAUGGAACGUCAAUUGAGAGAACAAGAAAAAACAAGGAGACCUUCCAGAUUUGAAGUUAUCCCAGCUCCGGACAUUCUUAAAAUGCAAAGGCAAAGUGUUAAUGAUCUAACGAUGUCGGCAAAUAACGGUGGUGGGCCGGAUCAUCAUACGUAUCAUUCACCGGUCUUCGGGACCCAACCAAAGAAAUCUAUUUUAAAGAAAACCAAUUCCUUUACUUUGAAAGGAUUUAGUCCACUAGUCAGCCCAGCUGUUACACCGUAUACAACGGUUACUGGAGCAGAAAGCAGAAUACGUCUAGCCUUUGAAGCGAUUUUCCGAAAAUCAGCAACUUUGCAGGAUGUUGAUCCAGAUCCAGAAAUGGGUACUACUACCAGACGUGAAAGUCAAGAUUGCAUAGAUGCUCAGGCACAUCAACCUAUGCUUUCUUCUAGUCCAGCUACAUCGAAAAAAGUACAAUUGCCAAGGGAGAGAGUAAUCGAUAUGUCAGCUGAGGAUCAGAAAAGAUGGGAAGAAAGUGAGAUGGCUCUCGAAGUAGACUUUUCCAGAUGUCAUAUAGAUCCAGCACCGUUCCAGCUUGUAGAAAGAACAUCUUUACUAAAAGUUCAUAGUCUUUUUAGCAUGGUUGGUGUAAACCAUGCGUAUGUGACAGCUAUUGGAAGGUUGGUCGGAGUAGUGGCAUUAAAAGAGUUGAGGAAAGCUAUCGAAGACGCUAAUGCAGGAAUUUUGCCGAUGCACGCAGAAUCGCAUGUCGAUGCGUCAAAUUCCAGUUUAGUGAAGAGUGAAACUGAUGGAGAAAAUAAAAACGUCAGUGCAAUGAACUCCGUUGUUUCGAUUGAAAAUGAAAAAGUUGAAAAAGUCUGAGAGAGAGAGAGAGAGAGAGAGAGAGAGACGCGAAUGAACAGAAAAGUAAAGAAAGAAAAGAAAACAAAAAGGAAAAAAAAAAUGAAACAACAAAUGUGAUAGUCACGUUGCACGCUGUUGGUAGCGUGACCUGGAAGAUGCACUUGCAAGAUGCGCCUCUUUUACCUGUUACCCACAUUAUUCUUUUUUCUUUUUUUUUUUUACGAUCUUAUAUCUUCCUAUGGUACAUGUAUAAGCAACAAGUUCUUCAUCGCAUAAUGACAGUAACUUGCAAAUAUUCCUCUCGUACUUAAGUUUGAGGCGUACAAAACAGUUACUGAUAUAUAUAUAUAUAUCUACAUAUAUGUAUAUAUAUGUAUAUAUAUACAUAUAUGUAUAUAUAUAUAUAUAUAUAUAUAUAUAUAUAUAUAUAUAUAUAUAUACAUAUAUACAUAUAGAAAUGAGAUUCUUUAAGUAUUACAUACUUUGAUUUGGACAUUAAUUUUUAAUCAUAAUAUUUUUCUAAUUGAAGCAUACAUUACAUAUUCUUUAGUAAUCUAAACGAACCAAAUAGUUUUUGGUUUCUAUGGCUUGAUAUCUCUAAUUUGUACGUAGGGCUCGUCAUAUCGGAAUUCUAUCCAAUUAUCUAUACAUAUCUAUAUAUACAUACAUAUAGAAAUAUAUAUAUAUAUAUAUAUAUAUAUAUAUAUAUAUAUAUAUAUAUAUAUAUAUACAUAUAUAUAUAUAUACUAACAAAAAAUUUUGAAAUGACAAAUUUAUUUUAAUGAGUACGUUUGAAAGAUCACGGUAACAUAUUUUUGGUCCUCUAUUGAUAUAAGUGAAUGUAGCGUAAUAUAAAUAUAUGUAAACAUAUACGCGUUAUAUAUAUAUAUAGGUAUAUCAAAAUGCAUAAGCAUGAGUGAGAAUCCAAAUGAUUCGCGAUGCAAACAAGAAAAUCAAAACUGGAAAAAAACAGAAAAAAAUAGUGAACGUUGAUUAUAAAUAUAAUUCAUUGUUAAAAAAAAUAUAUAAGAAAUAAUUUCAAAGUAAUACAUCUUCAAUGAUUCUAAGUAAGGCUUCAUGCUCAAUAUUGUAUCGUGAAUCACGAUUUCCUUAUUAUUAUAGAUAGGAUAUAAUUUAUAUAAUAAUGUAUUUUUUUAUUUAAUAUAAAAACGGAUAAAGUGAUUCAAAGUGCCAAAGGCAGAUGAUUGUAUCCUACUCUGUGAAGAAAGAAAGAAAGAAAGAAAGAUGGAAAGAUGGAAAGAUGGAAAGAUGGAAAGAUGAAAAGAAAGAAAAAAAAAAAAAAUAAAACAAAAAAACUAAGCAUAAUUUAAAUAAGAAUAUAAUUAUUUAAGUAGAACAAAGACAAUAUAGCACUCAUGAAAUGCUCCCUUAGCUCGUAACUAUCUGACUAUGGUUGUGCCAGACUAUUAUUUAUUAUAAUUGUUAAAUGUGUUGAUUGAGAUAUAAGAAAAACAUUCGCAUCACACGUGUUGAUACAUUAGUAAAGGAACAUAUGAAGGUAUGUCUUAUUACGACGAUCAUGACAUUAAAUAUAUUCAUAAUAAUUUUAUACCUUUAUUUUUUUCUCAAAUGAGACAAUUUUAAAUACUUAUACGCAUUUAAUUCAAUAAUGUUUUUUUCUUUCACUUUUUUUUUUCUUUUUCUUUUUUAACUUUUUAAAUAAUAAACAUGUACAAUCGUUAUAAAUUAAAAUCGAUCAAAUUAUAAAUGAUCUGUUUUAUCUUUUGACAAAUAAUGUCAUGAACGUAGAAUUAAGCUACCUUUAAUGUUUUCUAAUAUAAGUCAACAUUAUAAACAAAUAGAAAAUCAAAACAAGACGCGCACAAUAACAUAAUUAAAUUUUUUAAUCAGAAUGGAUACUCUAUCUAUAGAUGUUACAAUAACCCAUAGAUUCUAGAGCAUUUUACAUUCCAUCCGAUUAUACUACUAUGAUGCAUUCUAUCCUUAUGAGAACAAUUAAUUAGUAAAGUUGUUCAAAUUGAUACGAUAAUAGCACUUCAUAAAUGCACUAUUACGUUAUUGUGAAUAAUUAUUGUGAAUAAUAAAAUGUUUAUCGUGCUUA